GAAAACGACACCGCACAUAUGUAAUUAAACAAUAGGAAACUUUCGAAUAUGCAAGCAGCCCAUCUCUAAGAGUUUCCAUCUCUAGCAACAGUCUGACGUCAUACAACCUAUAGCACACGAGUGACGUCGUGACAUGUGUCUUCGUCUAUCGUCUUUGUUAACCUCACUUUUUGCAAGGUGUACGUCAGUUUGUUCAGUUUGUUGUUUAAAUACGUAAAUAAAAAUAAUUUCGCUAUGGAAAAUGCAAACGAAGAUACAAACAAAAUAAAAGUAGGUGAUUUUGUUAUCGUCCAGCGCCAAGGAUACACAAAGCUUCAUAAAAUAAAAGCUCAGAGCAACUUGAUCUUGGGCUCAUUUCACAUAGAAAUGGACAACGUGAUAGGCGAGAGGUAUUUCGAUACGUUUCAAAUGAAAAACACCUCAAACAGCAAAAAAUUCUACACUCUGGAGAAGGUGAACGAAGUAAAUUCUGUUGUUGAAAGCUUAAACAUUGAGAAAUCUGGAACUGAUAACAGACACAUCCAAGUCAAUGCAGAAUCACAAGGGUUGUCAAAAGAGGAUAUUGAUAAGUUAAAAGAUGAACAGUUUGGGUCCAGCAACAUUGUAGAGCAGCUAGUUAAUAAUUCAAAAACAUUCAAUAUGAAAACAGAGUACAGUCAAGAAAAGUAUCUGAAGAAAAAGGAAAAGAAAUAUUUUGAAUAUAUUGUCAUAAGGAGACCAACUAUAAGAUUACUAGCCCAAAUGUUUUAUAGGCAAGAUCCUACAAAAACAUUGGGAAUUAGAGUAGAUGACCUCUCACAGAUUCUUAACCAUGCUAAUAUACAUCCUGAAGGAAAUCACCUGUUGUAUGACAGUGGCACCUCUGGUCUACUACCUGCUGCCAUUACAAACCUCAUAGGCUCCAAAACCGAGGGUCACCUCAUACACAUGCACCCAGGAAAUGAAUGUCAAAAAAAUGCAUUUAUGGCCAUGCAGUUCCCCCAAGAACAAGUUGAAAGGUGCACCAAUGUCAACCUAUACUCAGUGCUUAGAUGUUUCUAUCAAAAUAAAGACAGUUAUAAGAAAACUCAAGAUACAGAAAUUGAUAACAGUUGUGAGGAACCUGCACAGAAGAAAAUCAAAGUUGAAGACGGUGAGGAACAAUUGCCCAAAAAAUCUUGGCAGAUAGAUAAUGAAAGAGCAUGCAGAAUACUCAGUAAUAGGGUUGAUUCAUUGAUUAUAACUUCAAAAGAACACCCUGUUAAUAUAACAAAGGAACUGCUGCAAUUUCUAAAUGGUAAUAGACAAUUUGUGGUGUUUAAUAUAUUAAAAGAACCUUUAAUGGAUCUCUACAACUACCUAAAAUCAAGAGAGGAUAUAAUUUCAAUAAGAUUAUGCAAUAAUUUUAUGAGAAAUUACCAGGUAUUACCAGAAAGGACUCAUCCAGAAGUGAAUAUGUGUAGUGGUGGAUAUAUUUUAACAGCCUACAAACUCAGUUGUUGAAUUUUGCUUUUUUUUAUAAUAAAUGCAUUUACUUCCAGACCCACCAUUAGUAAAGUAUUUACAAUACCACCUUUAGGAUUGAUCAUAAGGCAUCUUAAUAAUCCUUACUGUAUCAUGUACACUAAAGUUAUGUAACUUAUGAAAAAAACUAUAAACACUAAAAAUGAGUAAUAUUGGCAGCAAUGUAUUUUUGUAAUGUAUAUUUCUUAGUAUAGAAGCCUACCUGUGUGAAAUACUGCUGCAACAUAAUCUUAUUUGGUUGAGGUACCAGAUACUCCAAGUAUCCUUGUAAAAAUUGAUACUGUGCCGCUAAGAACACUAAACUUUCCACAGCUACAAUCCUUUCAGCCAGACCAUGUAAAUGUUCAGGUUUUUGAAGAUUUACCAUAGGUGACAGAGAGGGUUUUAGUAUUUUACCCUCAAUGUUAUCACUUUCUUGCAAGUUGUUUUCCAAAAUUAAAUUAUCAGAAAUCUUAUUUAGUGUCAUGGUUAGCUCUUGAGAAUAUAAAUUUGCACUAGAAACACUCUACAACAAAAUGUUGAAUUUCAUCUAAACUGUGUUAUUGUAGCUAAGGUUCGGACAUCAAAAUUUUUGUAAAUUUAGAAACGCAACUUACCAAAUCGCUUGCAAAAAACAAGUGAACAGCAUACAAAUAGUAAUCAAAAAGUUGACUCAUACAAGUUAUUAUUUGGAAUGCUAUUGGUUGUAAUAACCUGGACAUUUGGAUAUACUUUCCAAUCUGUCUGAGUACCGAGAGAGUCGUGUUUGUCAAAAUUGGGGCCUUUUGAUGAUGUUUGUCCUUUUUAUCUUUGACCAGUAGCCUACAAUAUACAAGAUAGAUCACACUUUUAUUUUGGUACAAUUAAUACAUGUAUCAUUGUUCAAACUAUCUUGAAUAUGGCAAUAAAAAUA
Messenger RNA from Acanthoscelides obtectus, 2395 nucleotides. The record is from the annotation of a GenBank genome assembly. Lineage: Eukaryota; Metazoa; Arthropoda; Insecta; Coleoptera; Chrysomelidae.